CAUUCACGCCACCUACUUGAACCACACCGCUUAAAGAUCACCACAUUUUUGUCGACAGUGCAUCUAUAUUGGCAGGAAUGCAAAUACUUUCGCUCCUCAUCCACGUUUUGCUCAGCCAGCUGCUGAUUGCGCUGAGCGCAGCCCAAGGCUGCUCCAGCAUCGCCGUUCGUCGGGACAUUCUGAGUUUGUCACCUGGUGAAUGGGACCGCAUCGCUAACGUGCUCCGGCGCAUGAAUAACGAGGGCUGGUUCCAGUACCUCAGCUACAUCCACAACGCCGAAUUCGGCAACAUUCACGGCAACGACAUGUUCUUCCCUUGGCACCGCCGGUUCCUUCGCGACUUUGAAGAGAUCGGCCAGCGCUAUGACGGCGGUUUUGCUGUUCCAUACUGGGACGUCCUUAGAGACUACCGCAACCCCGCCGGAUCGCCCGUGUUCUAUCCGCAGCUCAUGGGCGGCAACGGGUUCGGCGGGUGUGUGCCUAAUGGCGUGCACCAAGGAUGGACGCUAUCGUUCCCCAACAACCACUGCCUAUCGCGCGCUUUUGACCGCGGCGGCGGCAUCCAGCCUUGGUACUCGCCCGAGUACAUCUACUCGGUGAUGCAGCGCGACGGCUCGAUGAGCAGCUUCCGCCAGCACAUCGAGUUCACCAUCCACGGCAGCGUGCACCUGGGCAUUGGCGGCGACAUGAGCACGUACUGGAGCCCCAACGACUUCAUCUUCAUGCUGCACCAUGCAAACUUGGACCGUCUGUGGCAGCAGUGGCAGAACUGGGGCCACCAGAUGACAAUGGACGGCCGCGAUUCACGCGGCAACUGGGUUGGCCUGGGGAGCCCCAUCCCGCACUACAACGACGAGGUUGCUUCUACCAUGCAACUCGGCGUCAACCGCAUGUGCUUCCAGUAUGCAGGUGUCGGCGGCGCCCGCGCUAUGAGCUUCUCAGUGUCGGGUCGCAACGAAAACCGCCUGUCGCUUGUGUCAGUGCCGCCAGCCAACUCGACCAGCAGCACCACCGAGGCGAACCUGGCUGGACUGCCUGAUCAUAUUCUGCGGAAGUGGUUCCCUAGGCUGGCCAAGGCCAAGGAAAUGAUGAAGCAGCGCAAUACCACGCGAACCACCAUGUCGCCGAACAUCAGCUCUGGUGGCCAAAUGCUGGUGCCGCCCACAAAGCUCACUGACUCUUGGAUCAACAUGCACAGAUUUGACCGUAGCAGCGUCAACAAGGUGAUGCAGGAGGCGCAGGAGUUUGUGAGCGACAUGAACUCGGUAAACUACCUCUCGCCAUUCUGAGGGCGGGGGCAUAGGCUAUAAUGAGCGGGAAACUGCUGAGCAGUUUUGAUUGAUUUCUUGUGAAUAUGCAAUAUAUGCCCGAGCACAUGCC
Messenger RNA from Linderina pennispora, 1380 nucleotides. Its product is annotated as Di-copper centre-containing protein. Gene Ontology annotation, molecular function: oxidoreductase activity. The record is from RefSeq and is a predicted model, not a curated record. The coding region runs from base 78 to 1289 and encodes 403 amino acids. Lineage: Eukaryota; Fungi; Kickxellomycota; Kickxellomycetes; Kickxellales; Kickxellaceae. The transcript has a single exon.